AUGUUGCUCCUAAUUCUCCUUCUAACCGAAACAUCCCCUCAUCCAAACCCUUCCCUCUCCAAGUGUCUCCACUCAAUUACCACCAAAUUUUCGACCCAAUUUUCAACCCUUUGGCUAUCACACAACCAAACUGAUCUUUUCGACUCAAACUUCGUCAAAAGUGUGUCCCAAAACCGCCCAAUCGCCAUCUCCAGCGACUUUAACCCGAAUCUGGACCAAAAUUUUAGGCAAAAAAUCGCCAACUAUCUCAUUGAAGCCCCAGACCACCUCCAACUCGAAUCAACGAUCCAGAAUCUCAAAUAUUUACACUCCUGGAACUCCAAAGCCCGCUUUAUAAUCGGAGUUGACAACGAAACCGAAACAAAUUUAGCAAAAAUGGUGGAAAUUUUAUGUUGGUACCCCUACAAGAAGUGUCAAAACGGUUACGACAAGUUACAACUCAUUGACACCUGUCAGUUUGGUUUUAUGACACGUGGUACCAACCUAUUCCCGGCCAAAAUCCCCAAAACUUUGAGAUUUUGUAAAUUGGGGGUGGGGGCCGUGGUGUGGCCCCCUUACGUCAUGUCGCCCAAAAAAAGGGUUGCCAACACCGAUCGCUACGUCAUAACGGACGGUCUUGAAGUGCGUCUCAUUCAAACCAUAAGUAACCAACUUAAAAUGAACGUGAGUUACACGAUUUCGGAAAAACCCCUAAACUGGGGACAUUUGUCUGUCAAUGGGACGGGCACCGGUCUUAUGGCACUCCUGCGUCAGAAAAAAAUCGACGUAGGCAUUGCAUCACUCACACCAACUUUCGAAAGAUUAAAGUUUUUCGAAACGAGCCAAUCAUAUUACUUUGAGUCGUUCCGGUGGUGCGUCCCGCACGCGCAUGCGCAGCCAACUUGGCGCAAAAUACUGGACGCAGUUAGCGCCGAUUUAUGGGGCGCGUUUUUGGUUUCUUUUGCUGCGUUCAGUUGGCUGCUCUGGAAUUUGAGUCGGGGACGGGCCGAAACGACCUAUCGCAGUUUUGCCAACUGUUUAGUAAAUUUCUACGCAAUGGCGUUGGGCAUUUCGGUGCCUUCGUACCCCAAAAGUCAUUUUUUACGUUGUAUAACCUGUUUCUGGUUAAUUUUUUGUUUCAAUUUCGCCAUCUUGUAUAACACGAGACUUGUCAGCGUCCUAACUAGGCCAACUUAUGACGCACAGAUUAAAACAAUGGAUCAGGUGGUUGAAAAUAGGCUGGGUUUGCUAUUUCCGUCGAGUUUUUUCAGCCAUUUUGAUAAAAAUCUCUCGAUGAGUGACGACAUUUUGAACAAAAGUCUCGAAUGUAGUGACAUGAGGGAUUGUUUCAAACGAGUCGCCUAUGACCGAGACAGCGCCCUCUGUCUGUCAUCGACGUACAUUUAUUACGUCAAAAAGUCAUACAUUAGUGACAAUAAGCCCCUUAUUUAUUGCUUCCCGAAUAAUAUUGCAACAUAUCCUGUUGUUUUAUUGAUGAAGAAGGGGUUUCCCCUAAAAUCCCGCUUAAAUGGGAUCAUUUCGCGGCUUGUAGAAGGCGGUUUUGUGGAUUUUUGGGCGCGUCAGGUCUACAGUCACAAGUGGAAGAGCGAGGAAAUGUCAAAAUUGAACGCAACUAGUGACAGUUCUUAUGUCAAUAUGGAGCGUCUCAAAUCGGCUUUUUUUAGGUCCCCGAUUUGUAACGCAUGUUACGCCACUGUGGCCAUGAUCACUUAA
Messenger RNA from Tribolium castaneum (red flour beetle), 1713 nucleotides. RefSeq lists its product as uncharacterized. NCBI's taxonomy places the organism in Eukaryota, Metazoa, Arthropoda, Insecta, Coleoptera, Tenebrionidae. The record is from RefSeq and is a predicted model, not a curated record. Gene Ontology annotation, molecular function: ligand-gated monoatomic ion channel activity. Gene Ontology annotation, cellular component: membrane. The coding region runs from base 1 to 1713 and encodes 570 amino acids. The transcript is spliced from 3 exons.